AUGUUCGACUUCGAUUCCUUGGAGGACGCAGAUCCAAACCCGGAUCCAGAGCUCGGUUUGCAGUGGCAGACACGGAUGUUCGCCAACGUCGAAUGCCGAGUUCUUGAACCGUCAGGACCACUCAACCUCGUUCUCAUUUUUUUCCACGGGAGUGGGACCCCUUUUCGCGUGGAGCAGGAGAGGCUGUUCACCCCUCCUCGCGCCCUUAGCCUCCUCUCGGCGGGAGUGGCGGUGGUGCUGCCUGCAAGCCCUUUACGGGAUGGAACGGUCCACUUCUGGUACAGCACAGACAAAGAUGUACUGCUGGAUUUGUUGACGAAGGCGAAGGAGCAGGAGAAGGCUGUUGAAGAGGGCACGCCUCAAAGCCGUGCUCAGCUUUCUGUCCAGUCGGCGUCCACUUCGACUUCAACACCUCCACCACAACAGAGUGCCGUCGAGCAGCUGAAGGAUGGGGAGCCUGCAUUUCUGGAUCUGUCCCGGGCCACUGCACGAGAGGUCAUCGAAGCUGCCCGAGAUGUUUUGGGCUUGAGCCUUGCAUCUGUGGCUUUGGCCGGAUUCUCACAAGGUGCUGCUGUGGCUAUGGAUGCGGCUCUGCAUCUGCCAGCUAAGCCAGCGGCAUUGGGGUUCUUCUCGGGCUCGCUCAUGUGCAGGAGGCGGUGGCGUGAGCGGCUUCCUCUCCUGGAGGGCUGGAGAGAUCUUGCACUUGUUCAAGGCCACGGCCGAGGAGACUGGGCAGUGGGUGUCAAUGGCGGUCGCUGGAUGCGGGACUUCUGCCGCGAUGAGAUUGGGAUGCAGCAGGCAGAAUACCAUGAGUUUCAAGGAGGCCACACGAUUCCGUCUGACUUAGCCGACCGCUUUAUCGAAAUGCUGCUCCGUGCCUCUCACGCAGCAGAGCAGGCGGCCCGGGGCAACAUCUCACAGCGAUCAGCGGCGACGAGUAGGAGUUCCUUUGCUCAAGGGGCAGAGGAUGCUGAGAUCGGCAUGUUUCCAGAAGAGCGCGAGACGAGCUGCAAUCGCGGUAGGCCUUGUACAGAGCAACGCUCAGUGCAGGGGAACAGGUCGAACUUGGCAGCAGUCGCCUCAGUAGCCACUGCCUGGCAUCACCGAUCGGAUUCCCUUGCAGCUGGAGUAGCUUUGGCCUCUCAGCUGGGAGGAGCGGUUGGAGCAUGGCAGGGCUUCGACCCACUAGGCAGUGGAGUGGUAGCCGCCAUGCUUGGUGUUUCGGCAGUUGACAGUCUCCGGGAUAGUGCCGGGGUGGGCUACCACGAGCUGAAGGCAUCCCUCCGUGCCCUGGAGCUGCCGGCCAAGAAAGCCGAUGUAUUGGCAGCUAUGCGGGCGCACGGCCUGAAUGCCGAUAGCGUGCUUGACUUCACGUCUUUUUCGCAGAUCGUUUGGAAAAAGUUUCACGAGCAGGAUCCUCUUCCGACUAUGCUGAAAACGUUUCGCCUCUUUGACAAGGAGGGUUCUGGCAGAAUCGGGCUGCGGGAUCUGCGCCGUGCCAGCAAAGAGGCGGAGUUGCCUCUCCGAGAAGAGGAGCUGGAAAGGAUGAUUGCGUACUUCGAUCAAAACAGCAGCGGCACAAUUGGAGAGGCAGAGUUUGUCCAAGUAAUGCUCGCGGCGGACUUGCAAUGA
Symbiodinium sp. CCMP2456 is the source of this 1632-nucleotide messenger RNA. The record is from the annotation of a GenBank genome assembly. Lineage: Eukaryota; Dinophyceae; Suessiales; Symbiodiniaceae.